CCAUCAGGAAGAUGCUGAGCAAGGAGAACCACAUGGAACUUUAUCAGGAAGAUCCAAAGGGAAUGUUUCCAGGAGUUAUGCACUCUCAGAAAAAACAAAAGCCUGUGAGACUCGGGGGAGGCCAGAGGGAACCAUUAGUAGCCUCUCAGACCUUAUAACAAGUGACAGAAUGAACUUGGAAGGGACACGCUACACAUGCCAUGAGUGUGGGAAAAGCUUCAAUCAGAGCUCACACCUUAUCAGACAUCAAAGAAUCCACACAGGGGAGAAGCCCUACACAUGCUCCGAGUGCAGGAAAAGCUUUAGUCAGCACUCACAGCUUACCAGACAUCAGACAAUCCACACAGGGGAGACACCGUACACGUUCUCUGAGUGUGGGAAAAGCUUCAGGCACAGCUCAAACGUUGUCUCACAUAGGAGAAUCCACAUGGGGGAGAGUGCGGGAAAAGCUCUGAGUGCGGAAAAAGCUUCAAUCAGCGCUCAAGGCUCAUUAGACAUCAGAAAAUCCACAUGAGAGAGAAUUGUAAUAAAUCCCUUGACUAGAGUUAGCAAAUAUGAAUUUUUUUU
Gopherus evgoodei (Goodes thornscrub tortoise) is the source of this 567-nucleotide messenger RNA. RefSeq names its product zinc finger protein 3-like. The record is from RefSeq and is a predicted model, not a curated record. Gene Ontology annotation, biological process: regulation of transcription by RNA polymerase II. Gene Ontology annotation, molecular function: DNA-binding transcription factor activity, RNA polymerase II-specific; RNA polymerase II cis-regulatory region sequence-specific DNA binding. Lineage: Eukaryota; Metazoa; Chordata; Testudines; Testudinidae. The transcript is spliced from 2 exons. The coding region runs from base 170 to 514 and encodes 114 amino acids.